AUGGGUAUUCUUCAAUACCCAGAAUCAAUUAACACUUCAGAUCUUCAGAUAUGGAACAAUGUUGCCUUUGAUGAUGAUGCAGAAACAGAUGAAUCAAUCGCCAUUAAAGAUUCUUCUUCCUGGUAUCCUCUUCAACCUAUACUCAUGAAUCAAUCUAAAACCCUAGAAGAUUUUGAUUCUUUAAAAGAAAACAGAUCUCCUGUUUCUUUGAUUUCUCCAUCAGCUAAGGCAGUCGAGUCUAAAGGGAAACCAUUAAAAGUUCUGUUUAAACAAGGUCUUCUUCCUCCUUCACUAUAUGUUUCAACGGAUGAUAAAAAUCAAGGUAAUCUUGAUGGUGAUAAUGUUGAUACAGAGAUUGAAGAGAUUGAAUUGGAAAUUAAUCGGUUGUCAUCUAAAUUAGAAGCACUUCGACUUGAGAAAUCAGAGCAAAAUUUGAAAACAAUUGAGAAACCAGAAAAUUUUCAGAAAAAGAUUGGAAAAAAUUUGAUAUUAGCAAAUCCUAAUUCGACGAUCCUGCGCAGGGGUGUUAGUUUAGGGCCGAUAGAAAUCAUAUCUAAUGAGAAAUCAAAGCGAAGACAGAAGACCAUUGAGAAUCCGGAGAAUUUUCAGAAAAAAAAUGGGGGAAAUUCGAUAGCAGCAAACCCUAACUCGAGGAUUCAACAGCGUAGGGGCGUGAGUUUGGGGCCAACAGAAAUCAUGGCGAGCGUCAAAUCUCGACCACCAAUCAAGCCAGAAAUAACCCCACAACAAUCUCGUAGGAAAUCUAGCGUCUUUAAGCUUCAAGAAAUUAAUGAAGAGAAGGUUACAACAGAAAGAGGAGGAAGAAGUUUAAGUCCGGUGUCCCGCCGUUCUGUUUCGAAACCUCAGCAUCUGAAACAAGGGUUUGCUACUACUGGUGGAUUAAAGAAACCAGUAAAGAAGGAUGAGAUGUUUAUCUCAAGUAUACAGCCAAAGAAGUUAUUCAAAGAAGGUGAAAAAUUUGUUAGUCCUAAGAAAAAUGAAAGAGUUGUUGCGAGUCGGUAUACUCAAAUUCCUGGAACACAGUAUAUUGGAACUCAGAAACAGAUUGAACAAUGGAAGAAAUUGUGGCCUGAAAGUGAUAAGAAAUGUGCUUCUUCUGUUGGGAAAUCGCCAAAAGUUGUUGUGCCUGCUACAAGUGAAGGGCGAGUUAAAAGACGAUGGGAAAUUCCAAGUGUGGUCAGUCCUACAUUUUCAAUUUUGAAAAGGGCAGAAUUACUUCCAAGGAUUAACACGAUUAGAUGCAAUGGUGUAGUUAGUCCACGGGAUUCAGGAGCUGCAAAGAAAGUUGCAGAUUUAGUAGGAAAGAAAACAUUUUUUAGCGCAGAGUCAUCAGUUGAGUUGGAUAAUUCAGUUUGUCAAGCUUUGGAGUUUGAUGAAGUCUUAUAG
Molecule: messenger RNA, 1407 nt
Organism: Papaver somniferum (opium poppy)
Lineage: Eukaryota; Viridiplantae; Streptophyta; Magnoliopsida; Ranunculales; Papaveraceae
Exons: 1
Coding region: 1-1407 (468 amino acids)
Source: RefSeq, a predicted model, not a curated record